Diceros bicornis minor is the source of this 777-nucleotide messenger RNA. RefSeq names its product TNF superfamily member 15 (gene TNFSF15). The record is from RefSeq and is a predicted model, not a curated record. Gene Ontology annotation, biological process: immune response. Gene Ontology annotation, molecular function: tumor necrosis factor receptor binding. Gene Ontology annotation, cellular component: membrane. Bases 1 to 777 code for a protein of 258 amino acids. NCBI's taxonomy places the organism in Eukaryota, Metazoa, Chordata, Mammalia, Perissodactyla, Rhinocerotidae. The transcript is spliced from 4 exons.
AUGGCAGAGGAUCUGGGGCUGGGCUUUGGGGAAACAGCCAGCGUGGAAAUGCUGCCCGAGGAAGGCAGCUGCAGGCCGAAGGCCAGAGCCAGGCUAGCAGCCAGGAGGAGAGGCAGCAACACACGUUGGGCUCUCACCUGCUGCCUGGUGUUGCUCCCCAUCCUGGCAGGACUCACCGCCUAUCUGCUCGUGGGCCAGCUCCGGGCUCAAAGAGAAGCCUGUGUGUUCCAGACACCAAAAGGACAGGAGUUUGGAUCUGCACAUCAGCGAGCUUACCUUCCUCCAGAAGCUGCUAGAGAUAAGCCAAGAGCACACCUGACAGUUGUGAGACAAACUCCCACACAGCCGCUGAAAAAUCAGUUCCCAGCUCUGCAUUGGGAACAUGAACUUGGCUUGGCCUUCACCAAGAACCGGAUGAACUACACCAACAAAUUCCUGGUGAUCCCAGAGUCGGGAGAUUACUUUGUUUACUCCCAGGUCACAUUCCGGGGCACCACAUCCGAGUGUGGCGAAAUCGGCCAAGGAAGCCGACUGAACAAGCCAGACUCCAUCAUUGUGGUCAUCACCAAGGUAACGGACAGUUACCCUGAGCCAACUCAGCUCCUAAUGGGAACCAAGUCAGUGUGUGAAAUAGGCAGCAACUGGUUCCAACCCAUCUACCUAGGGGCCAUGUUCUCCUUGCAAGAAGGGGACAAGCUGAUGGUGAAUGUCAGUGACAUCUCUUUGGUAGAUUACACUAAAGAAGAUAAAACCUUUUUUGGAGCCUUCUUGCUAUAG